AUGCUCUUACGUGUUGCUGCAGUGAAGGCACCCCGCACACACAACCGUCGCUGUGUGACCGGAUCCAGCGGAGGGAGGAGGGAAGGAAGAGAGGGUGAGCCGCAGAGGCCCAACAUGUCCCGGCGUGUGUUUACUUCCGCCGCGUUUUUCCUCGUUGCGAUGGUGUGCUGCGUUACCGGUUGGGCUGCGGCUGCUGAGGGCAAAACAAGGAAUACCAUUGAUCUGUUUGAGGGGACGCCGCCGAUAUCAUUUGGUAAUUGGAAGGAGUUGAAGGCGGAGGGCAGCAAAAUCACCUCGCUCCGUGUUCCUGGCCUCGUUAAAGUGGGUGAUGAUGUAUUUGCCGUUGCUGAGGCGCUGUGUGGGGAGAAGGAUGGAGCCGGCAGCUGUCCUGGGAUUGUGUCAAAGCACCUGAAUAUAAGUGAUGACUCAAUGGAUAUUUCGACGUCGGAUAUAAGUUUGUUUUGCAUGCAACUUGUGGACACCGCCGCGAAUAAUUUUGGGACAACGGAAGUUUUGCGACCAACGACACUUGUAAUUGGGGAGAGUGUCUACAUGCUCCUGGGAAAGCAAAGCCGUACAGAGCAGCAGGUUGAAGGUACGAAUGAGCGGGGUCUUUUACUCGUGAAGGGAACUGUCACGGUGGAUGGUGGAAGCAACAAGAAAAUCAAAUGGAAUGAGACACAUGUGGUGAGGCCUGAACCCAAAGGAGAAUCUCAUUCCUUGACCGAGUUAAUUGGCUGUGGAGGAUCGGGUGCUGUGAUGGAUGACGGCACGCUUGUGUUUCCCAUGCAGGCCAAAGGCAAGGAUGGAACGAGCGUUUUGCUGUCUAUGCAUUUCUCCAAGUCGGAGAACAAAUGGGAGCUUUCAUCCACGACGCCUGGUAACGGCUGCAGGGAUCCAACCCUGGUGAAGUGGGAAGACCAAUACGACGAAAGACUCUUCAUGAUGGCUCGUUGUGCUGGAGGCUACUAUGACGUUUACAGGUCCACUGAGAAUGGAGUUAGUUGGUAUACGUUGGGUGAGUCAAUUAAUCGUGUCUGGGGCAACUCACACAAUCGAACAGGGUACGGCGUCCCGAGUGGAUUUACCACCGCAACCAUUGAGGGUAAGGAGGUGAUGCUCAUCACCGCGCCGGUGUAUUCGAAGGACAACGAAGGUGGAAAGGGUCGGCUUCAUCUUUGGGUGACGGACAAUGCACGUGUGCAUGAUGUUGGACCGAUAUCCCGUGAGGGUGAUUACGCUGCCGCCAGUUCUCUGCUGGUGAAAAGUGAGGAUGAGCUGAUUUUACUGUACGAGAAGAGGAAUGGUGACAGAGCAUACAGUCUUGUCGCCAUGCGCCUGACUGAGCAGCUGGAGCGGAUAAAGUGUGCGGUGAAGACAUGGAAAGAAUUGGACGACGCCCUGGGGGUUCCCACUGAAGGGCUGGUUGGUUUUUUAUCCAGCACAUUGGACGGGACUGCAUGGAGGGACGAGUACCUCGGCGUGAAUGCCACAGUGGGGGACGGAGUGACCAGCACGGAGAGCGGUGUGACGCUCAAGGGAUCAGAGGCGAAGUGGCCUGUUGGCGACAUGGGGCAGACUGUGCCGUACUACUUUACAAACAACAAGUUCACUCUUUCGGCGACGGUGGUCAUCCACGAGGUGCCGGAGGCAGGCAGCAGCCCCGUUCCUUUGAUUGGUGCGAGGCUGAACGACACGGCCAGCACGGUGCUCUUUCAGCUGUCGUACACGAGUGAAAGAAAUUGGAACCUCACGCUUCACAAGAUGGAUUUUUUGGUGAAGCCGUCUGGUGAUGUUGGCAAUUGGGAAACAAACACGGCAAUUCGAGUGACGGUGCGAAAGAAUAACGAUGAUGAAUGGUUUGUGUACGCUAAUGGGAGAAGAAUAUACGAGACGGAUGAAAAAGAAAUGGCUAAGCACCGUAACACUGAUCAGUUCGGUCCACACAGGAUCUCACACUUCUUCUUUGGUGCGGGCAAUAAGGAAGAUGAAGGGAACAGCCAUGUGACGGUGGCUGAUGUCCUUCUGUACAACCGCAUACUGUAUCGUGAUGAUCUCGGAAACCUCAACGCCAGGACAGUCCCUAUUCGACAUCCGGCUGCCGAAGAACUGCACACUGCGGUGGAGGUCACGGCGACGGAGGAAGAAAAGCAGAAGGUCAGGCAGCUGACGACUUCCCUGGCAGACGUUGAAGAUCCUCGAAUUGCACAGCCGACUAACUCUCAGUCUGUCCGUGUUCUUGCGGGCAGUGAAUCGAGUGCUGAGAAUGCUGAGGACGAAUUGCGUCCACGCACUGCCGCUACAAAUGACACUUCCGUUCCAGGAACCAAUCACUCAGCUUCCGAGGGCAGUAUGAGUCCAAAGGACCGCCUCGCUCUGAUCACCGACGCGAAAUUGAUCCUGCAUGAUUUACGUGGUGACAGCACUGCGCGUGUGUGCGUGUCUCGGGUGUUGCUGCGUCUUCUGGGGCUGUGUGCACUUGUGGCAGUCUUGUGA
Trypanosoma cruzi is the source of this 2496-nucleotide messenger RNA. RefSeq names its product trans-sialidase, putative. The transcript has a single exon. Gene Ontology annotation, molecular function: exo-alpha-sialidase activity. The record is from RefSeq and is a predicted model, not a curated record. Lineage: Eukaryota; Euglenozoa; Kinetoplastea; Trypanosomatida; Trypanosomatidae. The coding region runs from base 1 to 2496 and encodes 831 amino acids.